AUGUUAAUAUCACAACUAAAAAAGUUUGAUGCUUACCCAAAGACAGUCGAUGAUUUUAGAGUAAAAACAUAUACAGGCGCAAUUGUAUCAAUCAUUGGGGGAGUAUUUAUAUUAUGGUUAUUCUUUUCUCAAGUUACAUUAUAUUUCUCAACUGAUAUUCAUCAUGAAUUAUUUGUAGAUACAACUCGUGGUGAAAAAUUAAAAAUUAAUAUGGAUAUUACUUUUCACCAUUUACCAUGUGCAUAUUUAAGUUUAGAUGCAAUGGAUGUUUCAGGUGAACAUCAAUUUGAUGUAGCACAUAAUAUAUUUAAGAAAAGAUUAUCACCAACAGGACAACCAAUUAUUGAAGCACCACCAAUUAGAGAGGAGGAGAUUAAUAAGAAAGAAUCAGUAAAGGAUAAUAAUGAUGUUGUUGGAUGUGGUAGUUGUUAUGGUGCUGAGGAUCCUUCAAAAGGUAUAGGGUGCUGUAAUACUUGUGAGGAGGUAAGAGUAGCAUAUAGUAAAAAGGGUUGGGGUUUAGAUCCAAGUGGUAUUCCACAAUGUAUUAGAGAAGGUUUCACAAAGAAUUUAGUUGAACAAAAUGGUGAAGGUUGUCAAGUAUAUGGUUUCAUUCUCGUCAAUAAAGUAGCUGGUAAUUUCCAUUUUGCACCUGGUAAAUCAUUCCAACAACAUCAUAUGCACGUUCACGACCUUCAACCAUUUAAAGAUGGUUCUUUCAAUGUUAGUCAUACAAUUAAUAGACUUUCAUUUGGUAAUGAUUUCCCUGGUAUUAAAAAUCCAUUAGAUGAUGUUACAAAAACUGAAAUGGUUGGAGUUGGUAUGUUCCAAUAUUUUGUUAAAGUUGUACCAACAAUUUAUGAAGGUUUAAAUGGUAAUAGAAUCGCAACCAAUCAAUAUUCAGUAACUGAACAUUAUCGUCUAUUAGCUAAAAAAGGUGAAGAACCAUCAGGUUUACCAGGUUUAUUUUUUAUGUAUGAUCUUUCACCAAUCAUGAUGAAAGUCUCUGAAAGAGGUAAAUCAUUUGCUUCUUUCUUAACAAAUGUUUGUGCAAUUAUUGGUGGUGUAUUCACUGUUUUCGGUAUCUUUGAUUCAUUCAUUUAUUAUUCGACAAAGAACCUUCAAAAGAAAAUCGAUUUAGGUAAAACCUUUUAA
Dictyostelium discoideum AX4 is the source of this 1152-nucleotide messenger RNA. It is a transcript of the gene ergic3, whose product is annotated as endoplasmic reticulum-golgi intermediate compartment protein 3. The coding region runs from base 1 to 1152 and encodes 383 amino acids. Gene Ontology annotation, cellular component: Golgi apparatus; endoplasmic reticulum-Golgi intermediate compartment membrane; cytoplasm. NCBI's taxonomy places the organism in Eukaryota, Evosea, Eumycetozoa, Dictyosteliales, Dictyosteliaceae. The record is from RefSeq and is a predicted model, not a curated record. The transcript has 4 exons.